Molecule: messenger RNA, 1836 nt
Organism: Funneliformis caledonium
Lineage: Eukaryota; Fungi; Glomeromycota; Glomeromycetes; Glomerales; Glomeraceae
Source: the annotation of a GenBank genome assembly
AUGUUAUCGAAUUUGAGUAAAGGUCAAAAUCAUCAUUCGAAUUCAUUAAAUGGUGUGCUGGACUCACCCAAUAAUAUUAGUAUAAAACGAUCCAUUUUAUAUCCUAGACAGGAAGAUGGAAAUAAAGAUCCACCAAAGAAUGAUGAAAAGAAACCAGCGGAACAAAAGGAACCUGAAGAAAAAAAGCCGGAAAAUAAAGAACCAGAGCCUAAGGAAAAGCCGGCUGAAAAAGAAGAGCCAAAAGAACAGGAGCCCGAUAAAAAAGAGCCGCCUGAAAAAGAAAAGCCAAUAGAACCAGAGCCUAAGGAAAAACCGGAUGAAAAAGAAGCGCCAAAAGAACCAAAGGAACCCGAGGAAAAGGAAAAAAAGCCGGAAAAUCAAGAACCAAAAGAACCAGAGCCUAAGGAAAAACCGGUUGAACAAGAAGAACCGAAAGAGCCCAAGAAACCUAAUGAAGAACCAAAGGAACCAAAGGAACCAGUACCUAAGGAAAAACCGGUUGAACAAGAAGAACCGAAAGAGCCCAAGAAACCUAAUGUAGAACCACAGGAACCAAAGGAACCAGUACCUAAGGAAAAACCGGUUGAACAAGAGGAACCAAAAGAACCUAAAAAACCUAAUGAAGAACCAAAGGAACCAGUACCUAAGGAAAAACCGGUUGAACAAGAAGAACCGAAAGAGCCCAAGAAACCUAAUGAAGAACCAAAGGAACCAGUACCUAAGGAAAAACCGGUUGAACAAGAGGAACCGAAGGAACCCAAGAAACCUAAUGAAGAACCAAAGGAACCAGUACCUAAGGAAAAACCGGCAGAACAAGACGUACCAAAGGAUCCUUUAGAUCUUGUUCCGGUCAAUGGAAAAGAUCCAAAGGAACCGGAACCAAAUGAAAAGCAACCUCCCAAACAAGAAAAUGGUAAAGAACCAAAGGUUCCGGCUCCGAAGAUUCCACCCAAAGAAAAACCACCAAAGAAUGUUAAAGCUCCAAAAAAUCCCGCCGUUGAACCAAAGAAUCCAGAAAGCGAACCCAAAACAUCAGAACCAAGUGUAACGAAUUCUGAGCCAGCACCAACCAAGAGUAAAACCCCAUCACCCCAACCCACAAAAGAUCCUAAAUUCAGUAAAAACCCAAAUGAACCUCAAGAUCCCGAACCAAAUGAUAAUGGAACUGACAAACAAAAACCAAAGAAUAUAGACAAAUUUAUUCCUCCAUCAAAAAUACAUAUCACUUUGAAUACGCCAGUUCCUGGAACAGCCACGGUCACAAUUCCUAGCAACAUUCCUGCAGAGAUUGUCAUUAAUGAAGCAGCCUCGUAUGGAGCUCUUCUUCCGGGUACCGUUCAAGUUCAGUUGAAAUUUUCGAAUCAACUUCUAUGGGUAGAUCUAGUUAAAGAUGAUAUUUUACCUACACAAUUUGCCCAAUUUUUGAAGCGAGAUAUUGCAAAUUUUGUUGAUAUUGAUCCCAAUGAAGUCAUAAUUAGUGAAUUGGAAGCUGCUGAUGAUGGAGGUGUUAUUAUGAAAAUAAUUAUACCCGAGAACAAAUUUGAAGAAUUUUCAAACGUAAUCAAAGACACCACGAAUCCGUUUUAUUCAGAGGGUUCGGAAUUAAAUAAAUUGAUUGACACAAAAAUAUCUCCAUUAUUAGUUGGUCCGGUACCGGCUGAUGCAAUAAAUGAGCCAGUCAACACAAAUAAGGGAAUAAUUAUUGGAUUUGCAGUCGCUGGCUCAACGGUAUUAUAUGCAGGAUUAACGGCUCUUGUUAUUCGAGCUUAUAAGAGAAGCAAUUCCAGACCCAUGACAAGACAAGAAAAUUAUGUGUAUGGAACACAAGUAGAGUGA